GCAUCCCGUUGCCUGCUGAUGUGGACGAUGACUACUUCGCCUUGCAGCCGUUGACUCCUGAUUCUGAGGAGCUCGUCACACUCAAAUGCGACGAAGAGGUCUUCAACUUCAGCAAGUUCAAGCUGACCAAAGACUCUGACUACUCCUGAGCAUGCCUCAACAACUCCACUUUCGUCGAGGGCAGAACCUCUAUCAUCGAAUUCGACGAUAUCGAACCAGAGCUUCUCGAGGCUUAUCUCCGUAUCGUCGACAUUACAGCUACGGGCGAAUCAAUCGACAUCAAGGAGUUCCUAGCCAGCAGCAAAGAGUACAACGAAGCUGCGGAUGACAUUAUUCCCGUGAUCAAAGUUAACCAACUUUCCGACCGGUUGCUGAACGAACCCAUGCAUGCUGAACUGAGCCAGUGUAUUCUGGAGUACUUGCGGAAGGGAGCAGUCACCAAGGAGGACAAGUCAUCGCCAGAGGGCAUGAAACGGCUGUUCAACACAUACAAGAACGCAUACAACACCUUGGAUCCCAGCAUCUCCGAUGAGGCCGAUCUUCAGGUCCAGAUUGCAGAAGUUUGCUGUCCCCGAAUCGACAUGGAUGAAACCUACGCUCUUACCCGCAUUUCUUCUGAAAGCGACGCUUUCCUGGUAGCCGUGCUGAGAGCCGCAACCCAGCGCGUGAAUACUCUUCUGAAGCAGACCAAAUCUCUCAGCGCGAAGGUGAAGCGUCUCAAAAGGGAUAUCUGGAUCUUGACCGAUCCAAGAGACUCGGAGGCGCACUGCGGCGAGCUGGCAAACUACGUGAGAGAUGACUAUGACCCUUUCGAUGGCUAUCCCGAUUUAUACACAGAUGCUUGGUUCAUCGCACAUGGGGACGAUGAGGAUGAAGAUGAUGAAGAUGACGACGAGGAAGAAGAUGGUUGUCAUUAAUGGAGACUACAGCGUGCUUCAAGAUCAUUGAAGACGGGACUGUAGCUCGUCACUCAAUCAUUGGACGAACGCGAUAGUUGGAAGCAGGAAAAGGUCCAGACUCUUUGUGCCUGGGCUAUCAAUUUGUGUUUUGAGGUCAGCCCAACAGAUCAACACAUUUAUGUAUACGUUACGCUCAUUACUCUCCCGAGACAAUCAAAAACUGUAC
This is a messenger RNA of Colletotrichum phormii, 1125 nucleotides long. RefSeq lists its product as uncharacterized. NCBI's taxonomy places the organism in Eukaryota, Fungi, Ascomycota, Sordariomycetes, Glomerellales, Glomerellaceae. The record is from RefSeq and is a predicted model, not a curated record. The transcript is spliced from 2 exons. The coding region runs from base 384 to 917 and encodes 177 amino acids.